AUGGAAUGGACUGUCUCUGGCGUGUGCAGGCUGCUAUCAUCAGUGAUGUCUGGAACAGAGUCUCAUACAGACAGAGAGGAGGACUACAGGUUCCUCCACAGCAUGUUGAUGGAGAAGAAGCUUCACUUGCUCUUCAAGAUCCACGAGCGACUGAAACGUUUUGAGAAGCGAAGCCCCAUCCCCGUCCAAGAACAUGCAGCAAGUCUGGCCUCAGAUUUGGCCGAGGAGCUGAUGUAUCAAGGCUGGAGAGAUGAAGUCAAAGAACUGGUUGCCCUCUUUUCCAAACCCCACUUUAAGGGUCUCCUGUCUGUCCAUGACGCUGUAGCUCAGAGAGACUUUGAACCUACUCUGCCGCCAGUCCCUGAUGAUGUCCUGGAGGAGGACGAGGAUUCAGUCAAAAUUGUCAGUCUGGUCAAAACCAAAGAACCCCUGGGGGCAACAAUUAAGAGGGAUAAAACCACUGGGGCUAUUGUAGUGGCGAGGAUCAUGCGAGGAGGUGCGGCUGAUAAAAGUGGACUGAUCCAUGAAGGAGAUGAGCUGAAAGAGGUGAAUGGAAUCUCACUGGAGCACAGGAAGCCAAAAGAAAUCCUCCCUCUACUGGCCUGCUCUCAGGGUGACAUUACAUUCAAGAUCAUUCCUGCCUCCUCAAAGGAAGAAAUGUCUUCAAAUAAGAAGAAGCUCUUUGUACGGGCUCUUUUUGACUACGAUCCAAACGAGGACCCCACUGUCCCUUGCAAGGAUGCAGCAGUUUCCUUUAAAAGGGGCGACGUCCUUCAAAUUGUCAGCAUGAAGGAUGACACCUGGUGGCAGGCUUGUCACCUCGCAGACAGCAGCAAUCGGGCAGGACUCAUCCCCUCACAGCAGCUACACGAGAGGAGAGUUGCACUACAGCGACCCAGAGCCCUGUUCAAGCCUCGGCGAGUUAAACCACCAGGCUCUCUUCCUGUUUUUCCAGUCAUGGAGGAUGUAGACUAUGGAGCUAUAACAGGGAUCCACAUUGCUGGUUUAAGAAGGAGUUUCCGACUUGGCAGAAAGAGCAGCCGGGCCAGAGAAGCGGCUCGGUCCCGGAGGUGGAGUGCAGGGGUACAUGGCUCACUCCGUCCCCCGACCUACAUAGAGGUGAUCCCCUAUCGCAGAGACUCCAAAGACAGACCGCGUCUGGUCGUUUUGGUUGGGCCCAGCGGUGUUGGCGUCAAUGAGCUGAAGAGGAGGCUCCUGAUCUCCGAUCCUGACCGCUAUGGCGUCACUGUACCGCACACCACACGUGAGAAGAGGAGGCAGGAGAACGAAGGGAUGGAUUAUCAUUUCGUAUCAAUUCACAUGUUUGAAGAGGACAUUCUCAAUCAUAGGUUUAUAGAGUAUGGGAGAUUCAGAGGUCAUUACUAUGGAACAAGUCUAGACUCUGUGCACAGAGUGAUGGCUGAGGGCAAGGUCUGCAUCCUGGAUGUACAUCCUAGUAAAAUAAAGCAUGUGUACACAUCCGAAUUCAAACCGUACGUGGUGUUUGUGAAACCCCCGCGUAUCGAGGAGCUGCGCCUCACCAGGCGGAGAGCUAAAUUCAUCUCGGAUGAAGAGGACACAAACCCAGUCAGGAUCUUUUCAGAGGAGGAUUUUGAGGACAUGAUUGAAUUGGCUGAAACCAUGGAGAACCAGUACGGUCACCUGUUUGACAAAGUGAUUGUUAACGGGGACGUGGCUCUGGCGUUCAGGGAGUUGAAGGCCGAGCUCGAGAAGAUCGAGGAGGCAGAGGUCCAGUGGAUUCCUGCAGAGUGGAUUCGCACCUCACCAACAGCAGCACGGAGAAGUUUCGGUCAUUUGACCGGCUGGAUUUGAACUUUAAGCUCUUGAGACACACAGGAAACUAUAAUUGGCUAAGUUUCUCCUGGUAAUGAAAGCAUUUGUCUUAUGAAUGACUUUUGACAGAACUGUGCUUUGAUGAGGAAUAUGUCAACCAGAUGUUUUCUUUUUUCAUAGGACACACAAAAAAAAUGUAUUUAUUAAUUGUAAGAUAUGUAAGAAGUCAACACCUUCAACCUCUGACACUGAAUUUCUGUCAUAUUUUAAAUAUUGUUCCAUUUGUAAACAAGUGCUGUGAUUACCUCAGUUUUCCACAGUGUCCCUCAGUGUGUAUCUAAUUAGGCAAACAGAAUCCAUCUCUCUCUCUCUCGUUCUCCCUCCGUCUGUCUCAGAGCCAGUUUUUCUGUUGGCAUUUGGCUGAAAUAACGUCGGCUCGCAGGACGAAGAAGAGAAAAAAAAAAGAAAAAAGAAAAAGGAAACUCUCCAGAGCUUGUGGCUGAGUGUAAUCCUUCCCUGCCAAGUCGCAAACAUCAGCAUGUAAUUAUUCUGACAGCUGCUGCACUUCAAUUAACUGUAAUGUACACCAGAGAAAUAUUAUUAGUAGCAGUCGGGGGAGACAUUUUGCCAGAAAUAUGCUGGAGAAAAUAGGGACACAAACAAGAAAACAGUCGAUCAAAAACAUAGACAAAGCAGAGUGAAAACCUUUUUUCUGGGUGUAAGUUGUAGACUUGUGUAUAUAUUGUUUACAUUUCAUAGAUGAGGACUAUAAAAGUUGCUGCUAGUUACAAUCACUAUAAUCAGCAUUAUAGUAUCUUGGCUGUUGAAGACUUUCAGGGCUUGAAAUUGUGUAUUUUCAAGCACCCAAUGUUGAAAAUCAACUUCAUUAAAGAAUAUUA
Molecule: messenger RNA, 2693 nt
Organism: Seriola aureovittata
Lineage: Eukaryota; Metazoa; Chordata; Actinopteri; Carangiformes; Carangidae
Product: MAGUK p55 subfamily member 7-like
Exons: 17
Coding region: 1-1833 (610 amino acids)
Biological process (GO): protein localization to adherens junction
Cellular component (GO): plasma membrane; cell-cell junction
Molecular function (GO): protein binding
Source: RefSeq, a predicted model, not a curated record